AUGUUCGAGGUUCUGACCCACACCUACAACGGCUUCAAAUGGAUUGUCCAUCACAUCUUGAAGGACGAGAGCGAAACGCGGCAGAGCCUACAGGACCCGGGGAUCUUUCUUUCCGGUGCCCUGGCUGGCGGCUUCGCCCGGGGAGGCGUUCUGGUAAUCGAUAGAGGCGGUCUGAAGGGCGCCACGCAGGCUGUCGGCCGCCGGACCCUGCAGUUGGGCAUUUUGAUGAUGUUCUACAUCUCCCCGGCCUCUCAUAUGCUCCCUGACUUAGAAGAUACUCCUUUUAUAAAGAUGGCGACUACUUUUUUGGUGGCUGCCUGCGCGGGAUUUCACAUGCGUUUUAUCUGCAAUCCUAUUUCUCGCGUCAUGGAUGAGAGUUUGCGGACGGGAAUGCCCUGGCACCAGGUUAUGCGUAUGCUGUACAACAAGACGAUCCUGCAAUUUUGGUAUGUAGGGCCGAAUUUUUUCGCAAAUGCCUUUUAUUACGGUACACUACUUACUGUAUUUGAGGGAUUGCGGCGCUUUUCGGAAAGGAAUAAUUUUCCCUUACCAAAGGACGGGUACCCUUUGCAGGCGAUAACCGCUUCCUCCACAGAGGAUCAUUCACAGGUAGGAUUCUCCUCAACUUUCUUUUCUAAUACAUUUCAUCUGCAAUACAGUUCUUAUAUUUACAUGCGAACCGCGGCUACAAACUUCUUCAUCGGUGGCGUAUCCGCAGCGGUGGCGUCUACGUUUUGUUAUCCGUAUAGUGCGCACCGCUAUUUGCAGACGGUGAUUCAUGAUUCAGCUAUUUGCCGAGGUUUAGGAUCAACGCUGGCAAAGGAAGUGCCCAUGAUGGCAAUCUUUUUUGGAACAUUUUCAUUAUUGCAGCCUAUUUUGGUCCCCCAUCAUGGCAUACGCUGUGGGUUUGGUUAUUAA
This is a messenger RNA of Phytomonas sp. Hart1, 918 nucleotides long. Lineage: Eukaryota; Euglenozoa; Kinetoplastea; Trypanosomatida; Trypanosomatidae. The record is from the annotation of a GenBank genome assembly.